AUGGCUGCAUCUUUUGGAGUGCCUUCAAUGAUACUGGAGGAAGAAGGGAGGUUUGAAGCAGAAGUAGCAGAGGUGCAAGCAUGGUGGAACUCUGAGAGGUUCAAGCUAACCAGGAGGCCAUACUCAGCCCGAGAUGUUGUGGCUCUCCGUGGCAACCUCAAGCAAAGCUAUGGCUCCAAUGAGAUGGCCAAGAAGCUGUGGAGAACUCUCAAGACUCACCAAGCCAAUGGCACUGCCUCCAGGACGUUUGGUGCUUUGGACCCAGUUCAAGUUGCCAUGAUGGCCAAGCACUUGGACACCAUCUAUGUCUCAGGCUGGCAAUGCUCUUCAACACACACCACUACCAAUGAGCCAGGCCCUGACUUGGCUGACUACCCUUAUGACACUGUCCCAAACAAGGUUGAGCACCUCUACUUUGCUCAGCAGUACCAUGACAGGAAGCAGAAAGAGGCUAGGAUGAGCAUGAGCCGCGAAGAGAGAGCGAGAACGCCUUAUGUGGACUACUUGAAGCCCAUCAUAGCUGAUGGGGAUACUGGGUUUGGUGGUGCAACUGCCACUGUUAAGCUCUGCAAGCUGUUUGUGGAGCGUGGGGCUGCUGGAGUCCACAUUGAGGACCAGUCUUCAAUGACAAAGAAAUGCGGGCACAUGGCCGGGAAAGUUCUUGUUUCAGUCAGUGAGCAUAUCAAUAGGCUUGUGGCAGCAAGGUUGCAGUUUGAUGUUAUGGGGGUUGAGACAGUGUUGGUGGCCAGGACUGAUGCAGUUGCAGCCAAUUUGAUUCAGACCAAUGUGGAUUCUAGGGAUCAUCAAUUCAUUUUGGGAGCAACCAACCCGAACCUUAAGGGGAAGGGCUUGGCCACUAUUCUAGCUGAGGCAAUGGCCGCUGGUAAGACUGGGGCUGAACUUCAAGCCAUUGAGGAUAAUUGGCUCUCAGUGGCACAGUUGAAGACAUUUUCAGAGUGUGUUGUGGAUGCCAUCAACAAUCUGAACAUAAGGGAGGAUGAGAAGAGGAGGAGGCUGAAUGAGUGGAUGAAUCAUUCAGGGUACGAUAAGUGUCUCUCCAAUGACCAAGGCCGGGAGAUUGCUGAAAGGUUGGGGCUUCGCAAUCUGUUCUGGGACUGGGACUUGCCGAGAACCCGAGAAGGGUUCUACAGGUUCAAAGGGUCAGUAAUGGCUGCAAUUGUCCGUGGCUGGGCUUUUGCUCCUUACGCUGACCUAAUCUGGAUGGAGACCGCAAGCCCAGACUUGGUUGAGUGCACCAAGUUUGCAGAAGGGGUGAAAUCAAUGCAGCCAGAGAUCAUGUUGGCUUACAAUCUCUCCCCUUCUUUCAACUGGGAUGCAUCAGGAAUGACGGAUGAACAGAUGAGGGACUUCAUUCCACGGAUCGCCCGGUUGGGCUACUGCUGGCAGUUCAUUACAUUGGCCGGUUUCCACGCCGAUGCACUCAUUAUCGACACGUUUGCGAGGGACUUUGCUCGCAGGGGAAUGCAGGCUUAUGUGGAGAAGAUCCAGAGGGAGGAGAGGAACAAUGGAGUUGACACACUUGCACAUCAGAAAUGGUCUGGUGCAAAUUAUUAUGAUAGGGUUCUCAAGACUGUCCAGGGAGGCAUCUCCUCCACUGCUGCCAUGGGGAAAGGAGUAACAGAAGAUCAAUUCAAAGAGACAUGGACAUUGCCAGGAGGGAUGGGGAUGGGGAUGGGGGAAGGCAACACUCUGGUGAUUGCCAAGUCAAGAAUGUAG
Messenger RNA from Vitis riparia (riverbank grape), 1737 nucleotides. Its product is annotated as isocitrate lyase. The transcript is spliced from 3 exons. NCBI's taxonomy places the organism in Eukaryota, Viridiplantae, Streptophyta, Magnoliopsida, Vitales, Vitaceae. Gene Ontology annotation, cellular component: glyoxysome. Bases 1 to 1737 code for a protein of 578 amino acids. The record is from RefSeq and is a predicted model, not a curated record. Gene Ontology annotation, molecular function: isocitrate lyase activity. Gene Ontology annotation, biological process: carboxylic acid metabolic process.